GGUUUGCGGGAGGAGCGUGCCGUCGGCGUUCCUGCCUGGCGAGCUGCCUUAUCCGGGUUCACCGUCGCUUCUCUCAUGGCGGUCGGUGUACUGCGGGGCUUCGGCUGCAGCAGCUGCGGCUAGAGGAAGGGGGAGCGGGAGGGAGGAGGAAAGGGAGCGCGCCGGUCGUGAGCCGUGGCGGGGGCCGGAGCAGCAACGGCGUCGGGGGCGGCGUCGGCGAUGAGUUGGUUCAACGCCUCUCAGCUCUCGACCUUCGCCAAGCAGGCUCUGUCUCAGGCGCAGAAGUCCAUCGACCGGGUGCUGGACAUCCAGGCCGAGGAGGAGGAGGAGGAAGGCGGCGAAGCGGCGCAGGGCGGAAGCGCCCCGUCCCGACCGCGAGAGGCGGGAACAACUUCUCUUACGAGUGGAGGAUGGGAUACUUCUACCUGGGGAGCCAAUGCAGAUACAGAAUCUCAAAGUCAGCCAAUAUCAUCUCCUACAGCCAUCACCAAGCCUGUUAGGAGGACUGUGGUAGAUGAAUCAGAAAACUUCUUCAGUGCCUUUCUCCCAUUAACGGAUGUUCAGAGCAUACAGCAAAGUCCAGUGGUGUCUAAGCCACCCACCAAAUCGCAGCGACCCAAAGAAGAAGUAAAAAGCACACUAGAAGAAUCUCUGCAUGCUGACCUGCCAGAAACAGAAGGAAAAGAUUUCUCUGUAAUUUCAUCUGUGGAACUGGGAAACUUCAGUAAUUCCCAGGAAAAGUUAGAAGAAGGUACUUCAGUACUUGAUAUCGAUGGCAAGCAUAAUGAAGAUGUGCAUGAGGAAAACAACACUAAAGACGCUGAUCAAGAAGCAUCUGCUCAGAAUCUCAAGGUAGCAGAAGCCACUGCUAUUGUGAAAGUAAGUUCAGGAAGUGAAGAACCUGGUCAUAUGCCUGACAUCUCCACACAACCCCUGCCUGCAGAGACAAAGAGUAUAGGUUUGGAAACUAAAGAGCGAAAAAGUGAGGAUCGGCAAAGCAAUACACCUUCACCUCCAAUUAGCACUUUCUCCUCAGGGACGUCGACAACUAGUGACAUUGAAGUUUUGGACCACGAAAGUGUGAUAAGUGAAAGUUCUGUAAGCUCAAGGCAAGAGGCUGCCGAUUCGAAAGCUAGUCUUCACCUGAUGCAAACUUCUUUUCAGCUUUUAUCAGCAUCUGCUUGCACAGAAUAUAAUCGCCUUGAUGACUUUCAAAAAUUGACUGAGAGUUGCUGCUCCUCUGAUGCUUUUGAAAGGAUAGACUCAUUCAGCAUGCAGUCUUUAGACAGUCGGAGUGUGAGUGAAAUAAAUUCAGACGAUGAAUUGUCAGGUAGGGGAUGCGUUUCGGCAUCUGUAACCCUCAGCCCUUCAACACUAAAAUCUGAAGAGCCUGAACCUAUAAAAAGCAAGUCUGACCAAAUCUUAAGUGAAAUUAUUGCACUACCCACAGAAGAAACAGAAAUGGAGGAAAGUGGGAGAAGCGCGACACCUGUUAACUCAGAUCAGCCAGACGUCUUGGCUGUUUCUGUGCAAACUGAUGGACAGACUCAGAAAGCGGAGGUGGCAGUACAUUGGCCCAGUGCUGAAAAGCUGUCAAGUGUAGAGUGUGAAAAAGAAGAGCUUUGCAAGAUUAUUGAUUCACUGACGGAAAAACUGGAAAUGAGGGAAACUCGCCUGUUAAGUGUUAGUAAAGAGAAGGCACGCCUAGAAGAAGCUUGUGAUAAUCUUAAUGAUGAAAUCAUCAAGAUGAAAGAAGAGAACAGUAGCAUUUCAUCUCUUAAAGAGGAGUUUGCUCAGCGAAUAGCAGAUGCAGAGAAAAAGGUUCAGCUAGCAUGCAAAGAGAGAGAUACAGCAAAAAAGGAAGUAAAGAUUCUCAAAGAAGAUCUAGCAACUAGAUUGAACAGUAAUGAAACCGCUGAAAUACUAAAGGAGAAAGAUGAACAAAUUAAAGGAUUAAUGGAGGAAGGAGAAAAGCUUUCAAAACAACAGUUGCAAAAUUCUAACAUCAUUAAGAAGCUAAGGGCAAAGGAAAAGGAAAGAGAAAAAACAAAUACAAAGCAGAAUAAAAAGAUUACGGAAUUAGAAGAAGAGUUACAGCAUUUGAAACAGGUGUUGGAUGGCAAAGAAGAAGUUGAAAAGCAGCACAGGGAGAGCAUCAAGCAGCUAAGCAGUGUGGUUGAACGGCAAGAGAAGGAUAUUACCAGACUCCAGACGGAUCUUGAGGAUCUUGAAGAGAAGAACCGAAGUGUGCAGGCAGCUCUUGAUAGUGCAUACAAGGAACUUGCAGAUCUUCACAGAGCCAAUGCUGCAAAAGACUGUGAGGCACAAGAAGCAGCAGUAAGCCAUGAACUGAAAGUGAAGGAGCAGCUGGGCUUAGCUCUAGAGAAGGCCCAAGAGGAGGCUCGCCAGCAACAAGAGGCUUUAGCAAUUCAGGUGACAGACUUGAGAGUGGCCCUGCAACGUGCAGAACAACAAACGGCUAGAAAGGAGGAUUAUUUGCGCCAGGAAAUUAGUGAACUUCAGCAGAGACUUCAGGAAGCGGAGACUCGCAACCAGGAGCUGAGUCAAAGUGUUACAUCUGCUACAAGGCCCCUGCUCCGACAGAUAGAAAACCUGCAAGCAACCUUGGGAGCACAGACCUUGUCAUGGGAGAAGUUAGAGAAGAAUCUCUCUGAUAGGCUUGGGGAAUCUCAGACUGCCUUGGCAGCACAGGCUGAAAGAGAACGCGCUGCUACAGAGGAACUUCUUGCCAAUAAAAUCCAGCUUUCUUCCACCGAGUCACAAAAUAGCCUCCUAAGGCAAGAAAAUACCCGCCUUCAAGCACAACUCGAGACAGAGAAAGCCAGGCUUAAGAAACUAGAAAAUGAAAACAAUCGGUAUGAAGUCGAGCUGGAAAACCUUAAAGAAGAGUAUGUGAAAACUGUUGGAGAGGCAAAGAAAGAAAAGACGCUGCUAGCUACUCAGCUGGAAAUGGAGAAAAUGAAAGUUGAGCAGGAAAAGAAGAAAGCAAUUUUUGUACAAGAAACUGCGAGAGAAAAGGAGCGUAAAUUAUACACUUCAUCAACAAUGGAAACUGUCUCAAGCACUCCAACUCUGUCCCGUUCAAGCUCAAUAAGUGGGGUUGAUAUGGCAGGACUCCAGGCAUCCUUUGUAUCCCAGGAUGACCAACAUGAUCAUUCCUUUGGUUCAGUGUCUACAAGUGGGAACAAUCUAUAUGACGCAAUGAGAAUGGGAGCAGGCUCAAGCAUUAUUGAAAACCUACAGUCACAAUUAAAAUUGCGAGAGGGCGAGAUUUCUCACCUACAGCUGGAAAUCGGAAAUCUUGAAAGAACUCGGUCGGUAAUGGCAGAAGAGCUGGUAAAGCUGACAAAUCAAAAUGAUGACUUAGAAGAAAAAGUAAAGGAGAUUCCCAAGCUACGUGCACAGCUAAGGGAUUUGGAUCAGAGGUACAAUACCAUUCUCCAGAUGUAUGGUGAGAAAGCAGAGGAAGCAGAAGAACUGAGGUUGGACCUUGAAGAUGUGAAAAAUAUGUACAAGACUCAGAUUGAUGAACUUCUAAAACAAAGGCAUAGUUAAUUAUUGCUGAAGUUGCAGCUUGCAAACGACGUUGCAUUAAACUGUAGAAAUGUUUAUGUAAAUGCAGAUGAGUUGUAAAGAAUUUGUACUAUAGGAUGAUUAUACUGUAGAGGGUUUGUACGUUGGCAAGAAUGUUAUGCUUUUGUGAUGGCCAACUGUCAGCAAUUAAAUUAUUUGUUAAUAUUUAAAUUUUUAUAUCCAUAGCUGAAUGUUAAUUAAAAGGCAGACCAUCUUGUUGUCAAUAUAGUAAGUUGCAAAUUAGUUUGCAUAAUGCUGAUCAUUCAGCAGCAGGAGCUUUUUAAUUGCAGUUGCCUCACGGGGAUGUAGCUGAAUAAUUUCACUGACAGUUUUUCAUGGAUAUCCUAAUGCUGAUUCGUUCCUAUCAAAAUUAAUAUUUGGUGGAAAAAAUAUAUUGAUUUUUAAAAUAUAAAUACCGAUAGCAAAUAAUUGCUAUCUGAAAUACAAGGCUUAGAAUGCCUUUUAAGUCUUUUUUAAAACAACCACCACCACCACCAAUUAAUAUUUGGAUUUAUACUGUAGUGUCCUAACCAGGGUACUGGUGCCCACAAAGCCAGAUAACUGCCUUUGCAGCCAACAAUACAGGGUGACAUUUAAAGUCUGGAAAUCGGUAUUGUAUGGUAAUAGCAACCAAGCUCCCUCCUAUACAAUAGAUAACAAUUCUACUGUUUCUUAAAUGUUUGGCUGCAUUCCAAAGCAUAAUCCACUGCCACAUAGAAGUGGGCUGCCUAGCAGCUUCAAUGGCUUUUAACUGUAGCAAAAGAAAAGAAGCAACAUUUGCCUAAAAAUCAGCAGUACUCUGGGGGAUGAAAAGGAGCAUGGUGUUUAAAAGUUUACAUAUUGAAAUGGUUGCACCUCUUCCUGUCAUAGCCUAAUUCUCACCAUGUGUGUGAGUGCACUUUAUUUUCAAAAGUGAAUAAACUUGUUCCAGAUGUUUCAAAUGAA
This is a messenger RNA of Podarcis raffonei (Aeolian wall lizard), 4539 nucleotides long. RefSeq names its product TATA element modulatory factor 1 (gene TMF1). The coding region runs from base 220 to 3576 and encodes 1118 amino acids. The record is from RefSeq and is a predicted model, not a curated record. The transcript is spliced from 17 exons. NCBI's taxonomy places the organism in Eukaryota, Metazoa, Chordata, Lepidosauria, Squamata, Lacertidae. Gene Ontology annotation, cellular component: endoplasmic reticulum; Golgi apparatus.